AUUGAAUGGCCAUUUGAAUUGAAUACAUACUGUACUGACUGUGUGUAUAGUUUAAUAGUGUAAACUGUAAUACACUGUAAACUGUAGUUAUACGUUGUGUUGUUAAUGCAGUCAAUGCUUUUAGUAGUAGUCUAUAGUUAUUACAGUAGUAUUACUAAACACUAAACAGUUAUUAUAUCCGUAUACACACUGUAUGUAUGUAUUGUUUGUUACCAUCAAAUGACUGACCACUAGAUGACCACUAGUGUGAUAAUGAAGUGAUUGAUGUCAUAUCGUCCAGCAGUUGAUCCAAUCGAUAACAACCAACAACAACAACAACAACAAGACUAUUGAAUUGUGGGAUCAGUUAUUGAAUUAUUUAUUUUUGUUUUGUUUUUUUUGUGGUCAUCUUAUAAGUCUGUGAAGUGUCUUAAACCACAACAACAACCACAACAGCAAUGGUUUUAGACGUGUUUGGAUCAGUUCGUAGUCUAAUUAAAUUAGAUUCCGUCUGUAUCGACAACAAUGUCUUCCGAUUGCAUUAUAAGGCGACCGUCAUAUUUCUGGUCGCUUUUUCAUUGUUGGUCACAUCCAACCAAUACUUUGGUAAUCCUAUUGAAUGUAUACAAAGGGAUGACAUACCAACCAACUUAUUGGACACGUAUUGUUGGAUUCACGCAACAUUUACACUGCCUGAUGCCCUAAACAAAAAAAUCGGUGUCGAAGUACCCCAUCCGGGCAUCGAUAAGUAUACACCGGGCGAAAAGCGUGUCUACCAUAAGUACUACCAGUGGGUGUGUUUCGUACUAUUCCUCCAGUCCCUCAUGUUCUACGUUCCCCGUUAUCUAUGGAAACUGUGGGAAGGCGGCCGACUCAAGAGUCUGGUUCUGGGUCUGAAUAUACCCAUUAUGCAGGACAAAGAAAAGAAGGAACAGAUCAGCCUAUUGGUCGACUAUCUGAAAGCCAAUAUGCGUUACCAUAACUCCUACUUUUUCUACUUUGUCUUCUGCGAAGUACUCAACUUUAUCAAUGUUAUCAUUCAAAUGUAUUUGAUCGAUGCCUUCCUCGGCGGUGCGUUCAGUACGUACGGUCUGGAUGUACUGAAAUAUACGGAAAUGGAUCAGGAAUCCCGUGUGGAUCCAAUGAUAUCCGUUUUCCCCCGUAUGACCAAAUGUACGUUCCAUCGGUACGGUUCAUCCGGUGAUGUCCAACGACACGACGCCCUCUGUAUACUACCGCUGAAUAUUGUUAACGAAAAAAUCUAUAUAUUCCUCUGGUUUUGGUUCGUCUUUUUGGCCAUAAUUUCCGGCAUUAUUCUCAUCUAUCGUCUGGUAAUCAUAUUCUUUCCGCACUUGCGUUACGUUACCCUCAGAUCGCGGGCCCGACUAACCGAUCGAAAUCAUCUACGAAUUGUAAUGGACGCCGCAAAGAUUGGAGACUGGUUUCUCCUUUAUUUAUUGUGCAAGAAUAUGGACGGCCAAAACUUUAGGGAACUAAUGCAAGAAUAUUCUAAAGAAGCAGUCGGUGACGGUUCCGGUAAAAACCUAUUGCCAUACAAUGAGAAGGAAGGCCUAACGUCUACACCUUAAUUGCUAUCAAUAUAUAAAUAUAUAUAUUUAAAAAAAAC
Molecule: messenger RNA, 1606 nt
Organism: Oppia nitens
Lineage: Eukaryota; Metazoa; Arthropoda; Arachnida; Sarcoptiformes; Oppiidae
Product: innexin inx2-like
Exons: 4
Coding region: 438-1568 (376 amino acids)
Biological process (GO): phototransduction
Cellular component (GO): plasma membrane; gap junction
Molecular function (GO): gap junction channel activity
Source: RefSeq, a predicted model, not a curated record